Sinocyclocheilus anshuiensis is the source of this 2560-nucleotide messenger RNA. RefSeq names its product DNA replication licensing factor mcm7-like. The transcript has 14 exons. The coding region runs from base 191 to 2401 and encodes 736 amino acids. Lineage: Eukaryota; Metazoa; Chordata; Actinopteri; Cypriniformes; Cyprinidae. The record is from RefSeq and is a predicted model, not a curated record. Gene Ontology annotation, biological process: DNA strand elongation involved in DNA replication; DNA replication; double-strand break repair via break-induced replication. Gene Ontology annotation, molecular function: ATP binding; single-stranded DNA binding; ATP hydrolysis activity. Gene Ontology annotation, cellular component: nucleus; MCM complex.
CACAGGCAGAGCCCCGCCCUCGCGCACUGGAAGACUCGCUCUGAUUGGUGGAAAGCGGCAGCAGACUCGCGCCAGUUUUUGCAGCUGCUCUUCAGACCGCGCUGCAUCUUCAGUCAGGAAAACGCUUUCUAGGUCAAAUAUUCACACAUUUACCUCAGAAACGUGACUAUUCCACACUUCCGCGACAAACAUGGCACCAAAGGAUUACAUGGCGGAGAAGGAGAAGUGCAAGCGCUUCCUGCAGGAGUUCUACAGUGAGGAUGACUCCGGGAAGAAGGUGUUCAAAUACGGCGCUCAGCUGGUGUCCCUGGCGCACCGCGAGCAGGUGGCGCUGGUGCUGGAUCUGGAUGAUGUGGCGGAGGAAGACCCUGAGCUGGUGGAGAGCGUGUGUGAGAACAGCAAGCGUUACGCCGGACUGUUCGCGGAUGCGGUUCACGAGCUGCUGCCGGAGUACAGAGAGCGAGAGCUUGUGGCAAAGGAUGCCUUGGACGUUUAUAUCGAGCACCGGCUGAUGAUGGAGACCAGAGGUCGUGACCCCGCAGACACGCAUGACUCCCGGAACCAGUAUCCGUCUGAACUCAUGCGCAGAUUUGAGGUUUAUUUCCGUCCUCCGUCCACACUGAAGCCCAAGGUGGUGCGUGAUGUGAAGGCCGACAGCAUCGGUCAGCUGGUGACCGUCAGGGGAAUCGUCACCAGAGCCACGGAGGUCAAACCCAUGAUGACUGUGGCCACGUACACCUGCGAUCAGUGCGGAGCCGAGACCUACCAGCCGAUCGCCUCUCCGAGCUUCACGCCGCUCAUCAUGUGUCCCAGUCAGGAGUGCGUCACCAACAAGUCUGGAGGACGGCUGUACCUGCAGACACGCGGGUCAAAGUUCAUCAAGUUCCAGGAGCUGCGCAUUCAGGAGCAUAGCGAUCAGGUGCCGGUGGGAAACAUCCCUCGCAGCAUGACCAUUUACGCCCGCGGAGAGAACACGCGUGUGGCGCAGCCUGGAGAUCACGUGGCUGUUUCUGGAAUAUUCCUUCCUCUGCUGCGCUCCGGAUUCAGACAGGCUGUACAGGUGACACGCUUUACACACGUCACACACAUCUCAACAUCCUAUCAACACACAGUGGGCAGAACAAGUCCCCCUCUACAUUUGUAUCGCUGUGUCCCAAUGUUCAUACUAUCCGUCCUAAAUAGUCGUGUCUCUGUACUCACAUGUGUGUGUGUGUGUGUAGAGGAGGAUUUCUACGAGAAGCUGGCGGGAUCGAUCGCUCCGGAGAUUUACGGCCACGAGGACGUGAAGAAGGCGCUGCUGGUGCUGCUGGUGGGUGGAGUGGAGCAGGCGCCGCGUGGGAUGAAGAUCAGGGGGAACAUUAACAUCUGUCUGAUGGGAGAUCCGGGUGUGGCCAAGUCUCAGCUGCUGUCCUACAUCGACCGUCUCGCUCCUCGCAGUCAGUACACGACGGGCCGCGGCUCGUCCGGUGUGGGGCUGACAGCGGCGGUGAUGCGUGACCCAGUCACGGGUGAGAUGACGCUGGAGGGCGGCGCUCUGGUGCUGGCUGAUCUGGGCGUGUGCUGCAUCGACGAGUUCGAUAAGAUGGCCGACGCCGACCGCACGGCCAUUCAUGAGGUCAUGGAGCAGCAGACCAUCUCCAUCGCCAAGGCCGGCAUCAUGACGUCUCUGAACGCGCGCUGCUCGAUUCUGGCGGCGGCGAACCCGGCGUACGGCCGCUACAACCCUCGCAAAACCCUCGAGCAGAACAUCCAGCUGCCGGCGGCGCUGCUGUCGCGCUUCGACCUGCUGUGGCUCAUUCAGGACAAACCCGAUGCAGACAACGACCUGCGUCUGGCGCAGCACAUCACAUACGUGCACCAGCACUGCAAGCAGCCGCCGACACACUUCAGCCCCAUCCACAUGCAGCUCAUGAGGCGUUACAUCAGUAAGUGUAAGCAGAAGCAGCCGGUGGUUCCUGAGGCUCUGUCGGAUUACAUCACAGCUGCGUAUGUAGAGAUGAGGAAAGAGGCACGAGUCAGUAAAGACACGACGUUCACCUCGGCCCGAACGCUGCUGUCCAUCCUGCGCCUCUCCACUGCCCUAGCUCGUCUGCGGAUGGUGGAUGUUGUAGAGAAGGAGGAUGUUAAUGAGGCCAUGCGACUGAUGGAGAUGAGCAAAGACUCGCUGCAGGCCGACAAGACCAACAACACCAGGGCACAGCGUCCCGCUGACGUGAUCUUCUCUCUGCUGCGGGAGCUGGCCGGUGAAGGAGCGGUGAGGUCUGUUCGUGUGGCCGAGGCCGAGCAGCGCUGCGUCUCUCGUGGGUUCACUCCUGCGCAGUUCCAGGCCGCUCUGGACGAGUACGAAGAGCUGAACGUGUGGCAGAUCAACCAGGCGCGGUCACGCGUCACGUUUGUGUGAAUGAACGGCACACCAAACACAGACUGCACAUGAUCCCACGCGUUUGAACCUUUCCGGCUGAUGGUGUUGUGAUGAGGAGGAGGGAGCAAGUCUCGUUUGUUUUGCUUUUAAACCUGUUAAAUCCCUGAAAUAAAUGCUGUAAAUAGAUAAAACUUUGCU